GGGGGGGGGGGGGCGCGGUGACGCACCGUGCGUGCUGACGUUGACGCGGCGGCGACGGCGGCGGGACCUCCGGGGCUCUCGCGGCUGCACGGCGACGCCGCCGGGACCCGGCUGGAGCUGUCGGGGCCUCCCGCCCCCCUCAUGCCCGCCCCGGCCCCGGGGGCCGCCGAGCGCUUCCCCGGGCCCCGCCGCGGCUCCCGCGCCGGCGCCAUGUGAGGGGGGGGCCCGGCCGGCUCCGCGUCUCCCCCCCCUCGCCCCCCGUCCCGGUGCCCCGGCGGCGCCAUGAUGUUCCGGGACCAGGUGGGGAUCGUGGCCGGUUGGUUCAAGGGCUGGAACGAGUGCGAGCAGACCGUGGCGCUGCUCUCGCUGCUCAAGCGCGUCACCCGCACCCAGGCGCGCUUCCUGCAGCUCUGCCUCGAGCACUCGCUGGCCGACUGCGCCGACAUCCACCUCCUCGAGGCCGAGGCCAACAGCGCCGCCGCCAUCAGCCAGUGGCCGCAGGAGCCGGCGGAGGCGGCGGUGGCCCUGCUGCUGGCCCACCUCCCGCUGCUGCAGCCGGGCAACGCCGCCGCCAAGGCCGAGUACAUGAAGCGGCUGCAGAAGGUGCUGGCCUACGCCAUCGAGAGCAACCGGUGCGUGGAGGAGAGCCGCCAGCUGCUCUCCUACGCCCUCAUCCACCCCGCCACCACCCUGGACGACCGCAGCGCCCUGGCCCUCUGGCUGGGCCACCUGGAGGAGCGUUUGGCCGGCGGCGCCCCCCCCCCGGCGGCAGCAGCGCCGCCGCCGCCUCCGCGGCCGCCCCCCCGCCCCGACGCCGCCCCCCCCCCGCCCCGCCGCGCCCCCCACGACUGGCCCGAGCACGGGCCCCCCGAAAUCGGGCCGCCCUGGCCCGAGGCGGCCCCCCGGGAGAACGGGCACCCCCCGUUCCACCCCCCCGGCGGCGGUAAUGGGCUGGGGGGCACGGCGCUGCCCUGCCAGCUGCACCCCAGCCCGCUGAAGCGCUCCCUGUCGCUGGUGCCCGGCAGCCCCCAGGGGGGCGGCGGCGAGUGGCCGGGGGGGGGCGAGGAGCCGGGCCCCCCCCGCGCCCCCUUCGGCGACCACGCGCCCCUCUCGCCGCAGAGCAGCGUGGCCUCGUCGGGCAGCGAGCAGACCGAGGAGCCCGCCGGCGGCCGCAACACCUUCCAGGAGGACGGCAGCGGCAUGAAAGACGUCCCCUCGUGGCUGAAGAGCCUGCGGCUGCACAAGUACGCGGCGCUCUUCUCGCAGAUGACCUACGAGGAGAUGAUGACGCUGACCGAGCACCACCUCGAGUCGCAGAACGUCACCAAGGGCGCGCGGCACAAGAUCGCCCUCAGCAUCCAGAAGCUGCGGGAGCGCCAGAGCGUCCUCAAGGCGCUGGAGAAGGACAUCCUGGAGGGGGGCAACCUGUGGACGGCGCUGCAGGAGCUGCAGCAGAUCAUGGUGACGCCCAUCAAGGCUUUCCGGCCCCCCCCGGCCCCCCCCGCCAACGGCGCCCCCGACGGGGCCCCCCCGGGGGCUGCCGACGCCUUCGCCCCCCACCCGGCCGCCGACGCCGAGGCCCCUGCGGCCCCGGUCCCCGACGGGGACAUCCCGGGGCAGUUCACCCGGGUCAUGGGCAAAGUGUGCACCCAGCUGCUGGUGUCGCGGCCGGACGAGGAGAACAUCACGAGUUACCUCCAGCUCCUCGAGAAGUGCCUGAGCCACGAGGCGUUCACAGAGACGCAGAAGAAGAGGCUCCUCUCCUGGAAGCAGCAGGUCCUGAAGCUGCUCCGCGCCUUCCCCAAGAAGGUGCCGCUCGAGGGCCCGGGCUACCGGCCCCCCAAAGGCUGGGCCUUCGGCUCCAACUCACUCCCCAUAGCUGGCUCUGUGGGGGGGGCGGGGGGGCGGCGGGGGCAGCGCCCCUUUGCGUUGCCCCCCCGCGCGCUGCCCCCCGCCCGCCUGGGGCUGCUGGGCCCUGCCGGGGGGGCCCCGGCCCCACGGCCCCCCCUCGGCGCCCCCCCCCUCGGCACCCAGGGCCGCCAGAGCCUGUGGUUCGGCAGCGGGGGGGCCGGGGGCGCCCCGGGGAGCCGCAGCGCGGUGCAGCGCACCCACUCGCUGCCCGUCCACACCUCGCCCCAGGCCCUGCUCGCCUUCCCCCAGGAGUGCCCCCUCCCCGGCACCGACCUGGAGAUCAACCCCACGCUGGAGUCGCUGUGCCUGAGCAUGACGGAGCACGCGCUGGGGGACGGCACAGACAAGACCUCGACCAUCUGACGCCGCCCCCCCCACCGCGGGGGCUUCGCGCCCGUCUUUGCCCCCCCCUGCUGUGACCGUGCCCCCCCCAGCCCUCCCCCACCCUAACCCGAGCGUCCUGGGGGAGGAGGGGGGGAACGGGGGCACCCCCCCCGCACCGGCUGAGGAGGGGGCGCACCGAACCCCCCCCCCCCCCCCAGCGAUCGAGGGGCUCCCGGGGGGGGCCGAUGACUUUGCCGGGGGGGGGCACGCGUGUGAACACUACAGGGGCUGCGCGCGGGGGCGGGGCUCUCCCGGCCGGGUUUCGUUUAACUUUUUUUUUUUAAUAAUCCCCUUUUUUGUUUUUGUUGUUGUUUUUUCCUUCCUUUCUUUAUUAUUAUUAUUAUUAUUAUAUUAAUAUUAUUUGCCCC
Molecule: messenger RNA, 2663 nt
Organism: Cygnus olor (mute swan)
Lineage: Eukaryota; Metazoa; Chordata; Aves; Anseriformes; Anatidae
Gene: SAMD4B
Product: sterile alpha motif domain containing 4B
Biological process (GO): nuclear-transcribed mRNA poly(A) tail shortening; regulation of mRNA stability; negative regulation of translation
Cellular component (GO): P-body
Molecular function (GO): protein binding; mRNA binding; translation repressor activity
Source: RefSeq, a predicted model, not a curated record